Messenger RNA from Sinocyclocheilus grahami, 3551 nucleotides. It is a transcript of the gene samd1b, whose product is annotated as sterile alpha motif domain containing 1b. The transcript has 7 exons. Gene Ontology annotation, cellular component: nucleus. Gene Ontology annotation, biological process: negative regulation of DNA-templated transcription. Gene Ontology annotation, molecular function: chromatin binding; DNA binding; histone binding. NCBI's taxonomy places the organism in Eukaryota, Metazoa, Chordata, Actinopteri, Cypriniformes, Cyprinidae. The record is from RefSeq and is a predicted model, not a curated record. The coding region runs from base 65 to 1948 and encodes 627 amino acids.
AGCGGAUCACUUCGGAGACGAGAGAGAGGCGCUCGGCCGAAGCCAACGGAACCAGUGCUGAAACAUGUCGGAGCCGAAAUACCGAGAAUGGAUCCUGGAAACCAUCGACUCCCUGCGCUCGAGAAAAGCCCGACCGGACCUGGAAAGAAUCUGCCGAAUGGUCCGAAGAAGACACGGGUCAGACCCGGACAAAACCAGGGCUGAACUAGAAAAACUGAUCCAAGAGCAAACUGUGCUGAAAGUUAGCUACAAAGGGUCCAUUUCGUACAGGAACGCUGCUAAAGUGCAAAGGAAAUGCAGAAAGAAAACGGAGCAAACCACCGGCAGCGGCGAGUCGCUCGGUGAACACGACAAACACAGUUUCAGUAACAACGGCGACAGCGCGCUCAGCCUCACGGACCAAGAAGAGUGCGAGGAUAAGGAGCCCGAGGACCCCGGGGUGAGUCCGUGUCCUGGCCCCCUGCCUCAAACCUCGCCCUCCACUCUCGAAAAGGAAGACAAGAUGCUACCCCUGCCUAGCGGAAACAGUUUUAUUAGUUGUGGCGCAACGGGCCACUCCGCCGGGAGCGUGAAAGCAAGUGCAUCGAGAGACAAGAGAUCAGUCGCCGAGGCGGGGGCAAGCGGGUCCUCUGCCCACCGCGAUGCUUCAAGCGCGAGCGGACCCGAAGGAGACAAGCCGCUCGCCGCUGGCCACGAGGGCAGAGAUGAGGAUGAGGAUGAUGAGAAAGAAGAGAAAACUUGCUCGAGCGUCAGCAGUCCGCCUCCGAGAAACAAGCUCCCCGCGUCGCCCAAACCCAAACUCAAGGUGGGGGCAAAGGGCGCCGGGGCGCGCUGCUCGGAGUCUCCGGACGAGAACUGCGCUGAUCUGGGCGAUAGACUGGUUGCCGCGGUCCGAAGUCUGUCCGAGAGACACCGGGGCUCCGCCGCAACACGGAGCCACGCGCCGCCGGGACCGAAAGAGAUCCUCGGCUUCCUCAGCACGCAGCGAGGGAUGCCCGGGGAGAAGCUGACCCGCAACCGCGUUAAAGUGGUGCUGGAGCGCGAGAUCGAGAGGGGUCGUCUCCGCAGGACCCGCCUGGGCCACAUCACCCUUCCCGCGAGGGGGAUGGGGGCGGCCAAGCCGUCCGCGCGGCUCCUGAAGAGCGCACUGCAGGACAGACAUCUCGCGAAAAAGGAGGAGGUGAAGGAGGAGGAAAGGAUGGAGGUGGAGAGUGAGGAGUGUGGCCCGGAGGAAAACAUAGCGGGCCCAGCGGAGGAUUCUCCCCAGACCGUCACUGAUGGAGGUCCCGCAGGUGUCAAAGCUUGCACUGACCCGGCCUCACCUGCCACGGAGGUGGAGACCGACUCCCUGAGGUCUGAGGGGAAGUCCCAGUCAUCUUCAGCGCUGGAGACCUCAAACCAGAGCUCCUUACAGCAGGAAGUAGAUGUGGGAGGAAGUGAAGAGCAGACAACGUCAGUCGAGCCUGAGGAUGCUGGUGCUGAGAAAAAUGCAGAUGCGCCUGAUCAGCUACAUCCCAGCACUGAGGAUCAGGUGACUGUGAUGUCAGAGACUGUAAAGGCUUCAGUACCUAUAAGAAACUGUUCAGGCUGUAAGCUGGAAGUGGGAGUGUCGUCAUGUCUGCUGACCCCCUCUGCCUCACCAGGAGCGGCUGAAGAGCGAGGGAUGAAUGAAGCAAUCGGUUGCUUUGUGAAGUUGGAGACGGAUGGCAUGAGCCCGGUGGACUGGACAGUAGCAGACGUGGCCAGCUACUUCACCGCGGCUGGAUUUCCAGAGCAGGCGCUCGCUUUCAGGACACAGGAGAUCGACGGGAAGUCCCUCCUUCUGAUGCAAAGGAAUGAUGUGCUGACAGGCCUGUCAAUCAGACUUGGUCCCGCCCUAAAGAUCUAUGAAAGACACGUGAAGGUUCUGCAGCAGACCCAUUUCCAAGAUGACGAAGCUUUCUGCUGAUACACACACACACACACACACACUUAUAUAUAUUAGCUAUUGUACAUGACAAUGUACACCUGUACAUAUACCUACAAUAUUUACUCGUCCCAGAAAGCGCAUAUUCCUGAAAACAUUCAGUGUGACUGUUCAGGACUCCCUCAAUCAGUAUCACCCUUUCAAUCAGUGAUCUCACAGCUACUGGAAAGAAAUGCGGCCUGAAAAAAAAAAAAAAGAGUAAAAUGAACUGAACUAAGCAGAAGCAUGGAGUGAGUUUAGAACAAAGAAGACUGAAGAGAGUUUCUUUUUUUGGAAAGACUGUGCAGUUAAUGCUGAUCUGAUGGAGACCACUGUUUGGAUUGUGACCUUUGACCCUGAAUUCAUUUCAUCAAGUGGAUUUUUCCUGCAGUACUUAUUCAGUCCAGUAGAGGGAACAGAGAGAGAAUGCCAUUUUUUCUUUGUGACCUCACUGGUUUCAAGUUUGUGACUGAAACCAAACAAAGGCUGGAUGGUUUCCACUGCACACGAAACGUUUUGUUAAAAAAAAAAACUGGUUGCAGUUUGAAAGAAGUAAAUUCUGACUGGAUAUUUGCUCUUGACAUGCUCUUUUGCAAUGACACUGAAACCCUUGUCUUCCCUCAGUGAUGGACGGAAUGCUUUCUUCCUGACAUUCUGAAAUUAACUUCUAAUGUUCCUUCCAGUGUUCUUGCAUCUUGCAAUGUUAUGUCAGGAAAAAAAAACUGUACGUUUGUGCAGAUCUCUUGGGCGCAUCUCACAGAGGAUCUCCCUUUAAAGAGACUUUGACUCCUUUAAUCUCGGAUUUGCCAGCCAUGACAUUGUGGCCCCACGUGUGGAAUAUCACCAUUGAUAACUGAGCAUUUUUUUUGUAAAUAUCAAUCAGUUUUUUAAGGUGAAGUCGAAGUUGCGAAGCAAUGACGAUAUUCCUUCACCAGCAGUUGAAGAAUGUGUCUGAAUGUCCUCAAAUGCACAGAAAACCCCAAAGCCAUGCGGCUCUUGAACUUUACACUUUGUGAAAUAUAUAUGUAUCAGCCCAUCAGAUGAAUAUUGUGGGAACUGAGAAAACGAUUUGUGUAAAACAAUCAAAUAAUAAUGGAACAAUUUACAAGAACUGACUUGUGAGAGGAGAGAUGUGGAAAUGGGACGCACUGAAUUGCUAACCUGUCCUUUAGCUCCAGUGUAUUUUGCGUCGUUGGACUGAUCGCACAGACAGAUGGAUCCAUCACACUUGUAAAUAGGACUGUUACUGAUUCGGCCACUAAAGGCAGGUUCAUUUCCAUCGUGAAGAAACCCUGAAUGAGUUUAAAUUGCUCAGUGCAAUAGGUCAGCCUGAUUUCAGAUUAGGGUAACCUGUUUUGCCUGACAAUUGUAGCACCUUGAAUUCCUCAAACUCUCUCUAUUUAUUUAUCCCUAUGUAUGUUUGUUUAUAAAAUUGUAUCUUCAUUUUUAUAACGUUAACAACUGUCUAAAAUACGCAGAUGUUCUUUGGUUGAUUUACAGUCUAAAGACCACUUGCAACAAAAAGCUGGAGCUCACUGCAAUGUUGAUAAUGCCUGCAGUUUCUCUGUUCAUGCCUUUCAUGGUGAACCUCGAUGAAGUAGAAUGU